AUGCCAAUCAAGCGUAAAGCAGAGGACGUUCCAGCGAAAAGUUCUUCAAACAAAAAGCGCAUUGUGAACGAGGGAAGAGCAGCGUUUCGGCAGAAUUUAUUCGAGCCUUCCACUGUCAAGCAAUUUCGCCAGGAAUAUACCAUUAGCGCACCUUACCCUCAUGCUGUUGUGUCAGACUUGAUCCAAGAGCAGCUACUACGGGAUGUGCGUAGUGAAAUUCAAGAAAACAUUCACUUUACGUUGAAAGAGACUGAUAUCUACCGCAUACAUCAAUCUGGCGACCUUGCCAAUCUCUCCAACCUCGACCAGGACUCUCUCAAGCGUUUACCGAGCCUCGUUAAGCUAAGAGACGCUCUCUAUAGUCCGGACUUCCGAGAAUGGGUCUCGCAGGUCACUGGCGCAGGCAAGGUGUCUGGUCGUAAGACUGAUAUGGCAGUGAAUGUUUAUACGCCUGGUAGCUACUUACUCUGCCACGACGAUGUCAUAGGUAGCAGAAGAGUCAGCUACAUAUUAUACCUCACAGAUCCUGAUGAGCCAUGGCAGCCAGACUGGGGUGGUGGAUUGAGACUAUACCCUACAGAACUGAAAAAGAACAAGAAAGACGAAGACAUAAAGGUACCACUUGCAGAAUGGACUGAGAAUAUACCACCUGCCUUUUCACAGCUCAGCUUCUUCACCGUCUUACCGGGUGAGAGCUACCACGACGUCGAAGAAGUAUAUCACGGAGCAAAUGCAGAAGAAGACAAGAACAGGAUACGCAUGGCUGUGAGUGGCUGGUUCCAUAUUCCACAAGAAGGCGAGGACGGCUAUGAAAAGGGUGUCGAGGAAGCGCAGGCUCAGAAGUCGAGUUUGGCACAGUUACAAGGUGCGGCCGAUGAGUUUGACGAGCCCCGUAUCACAUUCCGACACUUCGAUGAGCCGAGAAGAGUUGUCAAUGCGCAAGCAACAGGGACUGAAGAAGAUCCAGGUGACACGGCUGACCAGGACGAGACCAUACUAACAGAGCAAGAUCUGACAUUCUUGAUUCAGUAUAUUGCACCUGGCUUCCUGGUUCCAGACAAGCUCGAAGAAUUGUCAGAAGCUUUUGAAGCAACCUCCAUGCUUCAGCUUGACGACUUCCUGGCUUCGAAGUUCACUGCUCUACUCAAACCCUACCUUGAGCGCGCCGAAAACUCGGAUCCUGCAGGGUCAAAGAACCCAGACAUCUCUCCAUCGACCUGGCCACUUGCUCGUCCUCCACACAAGCACCGUUUCGCUUAUCUGACGGAAGAUACGCUCACAGCCACGGAUGCUGACUCACCAGUUUCGAAACUCCUCCAGGAUUUGUUGCAUUCCCAUGCUUUCAAGAAGUGGCUGGCACUCGCAACAGGGUUACGUCCGUCGAGUCUACUCAGACAGCAUGCUCUUGCUCGUCGUUUUCGGGCUGGUCAUGACUAUGCACUCGCCAGCACAUACACGGGCGAGCAGCCAAGACUCGAAUUUACAAUCAACAUGACACCUACCACUGGAUGGGACAGGACAGAGAUCGACGAACCACCGACGAAUGGCAAAGUCAAUGGUGCUGCAACUGGGUCGUCGAAGAACAGCACGCACGACACAAGCCUAGUCGACCACGAGCCCCUCGAAUGUGGCGGCGAGGAAGUCUAUAUGGCAGCGGACGACGAUGCAGCUUCAACGCACUCGAAGGCUCUACCCAACGUGGGCAAGAAAGCCGUGCACGACCCGGCCGUAUAUCAGACUGGAGACGGAGGCGAAGAUGACGGGAUAUUGUUCAGUAGUUCUCCAGCUUGGAAUACUUUUAGUGUUGUAUUGAGGGACAAAGCGACGAUGAGGUUUGUGAAGUAUGUAUCCCAAGCAGCCAAGGGCGACAGAUGGGAUAUCAAAGGUGAGAUCGAGUUGGCGGAGGAUGCUUUCGAUGGUGAGGACAACGAAGAUGCCCUGGGCGAGGUAGGAGAGGACGAUGUUGAGGAAGAGAUCGAAUUUGAUGACUAUGAUGGCGAAGGCGCGUCGGAUGAUAACGACGAUGACGAAGAGUAG
Molecule: messenger RNA, 2037 nt
Organism: Lithohypha guttulata
Lineage: Eukaryota; Fungi; Ascomycota; Eurotiomycetes; Chaetothyriales; Trichomeriaceae
Gene: NUA3
Product: putative component of NuA3 histone acetyltransferase complex
Exons: 1
Coding region: 1-2037 (678 amino acids)
Biological process (GO): regulation of translational termination; peptidyl-proline hydroxylation
Cellular component (GO): cytoplasm
Molecular function (GO): L-ascorbic acid binding; peptidyl-proline dioxygenase activity; iron ion binding
Source: RefSeq, a predicted model, not a curated record